Messenger RNA from Alligator mississippiensis (American alligator), 5115 nucleotides. It is a transcript of the gene KLC4, whose product is annotated as kinesin light chain 4. Gene Ontology annotation, molecular function: kinesin binding. The transcript has 15 exons. The record is from RefSeq and is a predicted model, not a curated record. The coding region runs from base 16 to 2046 and encodes 676 amino acids. Gene Ontology annotation, biological process: microtubule-based movement. Gene Ontology annotation, cellular component: membrane-bounded organelle; cytoplasm; kinesin complex. NCBI's taxonomy places the organism in Eukaryota, Metazoa, Chordata, Crocodylia, Alligatoridae.
CCAUCCCGCACAACCAUGAUCUUUGCAACCUUUCCCCCUGCGGAGCGGCUGCUGCCCCCUAAGGAGCUGCUAGGAGCGUCCCAGUCCCUUCCCCCACAGGCCAGGCAGUGGAACGCGCCCCGCCACCGCGGUGCCUCAGGGCAUGCUGGGAAGGGGCCGCUUCGGCGAAGCCGCCAUGUUGGAUUUAAAGGGGCGGCCCUGGCGCCGGCACCUGGUCGGCUAAGGGAGGCACUUUCAGUCCGCGGGCGCCGGUGGCGGCAGCUGCGAGGGGAGAGCCAAGCCGGAGGCGGCAGGCGGGGCCGGCUCUGCAACUCUGUCCUGGCAGCAUCACCCCCUCUGUCCUGCCUGGGCCUGCGCAGCCCUGCCUUACCUGCAAGGUGUCUGUGUGGGGAAAAAAAAGCUAUGUCCACCAUGGUGUAUCCAAGGGAGGAGAAGCUGGACAAAUUGAGCCAGGAGGAGAUAAUAUCCAACACCAAGCUGGUGAUUCAGGGGCUGGAGGCCCUCAAGAAUGAGCACAAUUCCAUCCUACACAGCCUGCUAGAAACCAUCAAGUGUCUGAAGAAGGAUGAGGAGGCCAACCUAGUGCAUGAGAAAUCCAACCUGCUCCGCAAGUCGGUGGAAAUGAUUGAGCUGGGACUUGGGGAGGCUCAGGUGAUGAUGGCUCUGUCCAACCACCUGAAUGCUGUGGAAUCGGAAAAGCAGAAACUGCGUGCUCAGGUACGGAGAUUGUGCCAGGAGAACCAGUGGCUGCGGGAUGAACUGGCCAACACCCAGCAGAAGCUGCAGCGCAGUGAGCAGACUGUGGCCCAGCUAGAAGAGGAGAAGAAGCACCUGGAGUUCAUGAACCAGUUGAAGAAAUAUGAUGAGGAUGUCUCCCCUUCGGAGGAGAAAGAAGGUGACUCUACCAAGGACUCUCUAGAUGAUCUGUUCCCCAAUGAGGAGGAGGAGCACGGCCCAGGAUUGCCCCACCAGCACAGCAGUGCAGCAGCAGCGGCUCAGCAGGGUGGUUAUGAGAUCCCGGCACGCCUACGUACCCUCCACAACCUAGUGAUCCAGUAUGCCUCACAGGGGCGUUAUGAGGUGGCUGUGCCACUCUGCAAGCAGGCACUGGAAGAUCUAGAGAAGACUUCAGGCCAUGAUCAUCCGGAUGUGGCUACCAUGCUCAACAUCCUGGCACUUGUAUACAGGGAUCAGAAUAAAUACAAAGAGGCAGCUCACUUGCUGAAUGAUGCACUCUCUAUUCGUGAGAAGACCCUGGGCAAAGACCACCCUGCAGUAGCAGCAACACUGAACAACCUGGCUGUUCUCUAUGGCAAAAGAGGGAAAUACAAGGAGGCAGAGCCACUGUGCAAACGAGCCCUAGAGAUCCGUGAGAAGGUCCUAGGCAAAGACCACCCGGAUGUGGCCAAGCAGCUGAAUAACUUGGCGCUGCUGUGCCAGAAUCAGGGCAAGUAUGAGGAGGUUGAGUACUACUACUGCCGGGCAUUGGAGAUCUACGAGAGUCGCCUGGGCCCUGAUGACCCAAAUGUGGCCAAAACCAAGAACAACCUGGCCUCCUGCUACCUUAAACAAGGCAAGUACAAGGAAGCUGAGGUGCUGUACAAAGAGAUCCUCACUCGUGCCCAUGUGAAGGAGUUUGGCUCUGUAGAUGAUGAGCACAAGCCGAUCUGGAUGCAUGCAGAGGAGAGGGAGGAGAUGAGCAAGAGUAAACACCGAGAUAGUGCCCCUUAUGCUGAGUACGGUGGCUGGUACAAAGCUUGCAAGGUCAGCAGCCCAACAGUGAACACUACCUUGCGGAACCUGGGAGCAUUGUACAGGCGUCAGGGCAAGAUGGAGGCAGCAGAGACACUGGAGGAGUGUGCGAUGCGGUCCCGGCGACAGGGCAUUGAUCCCAUUAACCAGACCAAGGUGGUGGAGAUUCUGAAGGAGGGAGAUGGUGCUGAGAGGAGGAGGAGCCGUGACAGCCUGGUGGGAAAUGUCAAGUAUGAGAAUGCCGCAGACGGUAGCGAGGAAGUGAGUAUGGGCGUGGAGUGGAGUGGGGCUUAAAUGCCUCCCGAGACUCCCUCUUUCCCCUCCACUACAAUCACCUGGAUGUAUGUGUUGUACCUUCCGACUUUUCCUCCACACCAUCCCUUCUUCCACCGCUCCUGCUUUCCUCGGCAAGGACUCCACGCCAGUCCCCAACCUUCCCAGCGCGCGAGGGGCACCACAGCACCUGCAGAGGAAUGCCCGACUGCAUGGGGCUCAGCUACAGUUCUCUCCACCAGCAAGAAAGCAGGAAGAAUUCACGUGGAAUUGCCUGCUCCCCUGGCCAGGGUUGGGCUAUUCCAGGGACUGGGAGGAUUCCACUCGCUCCCACCUCUUGGGUCCUGUCCUUAUUGAGGCCUGGAUGAAAGGUCCUGCUGAUGGAAAGCAUCCCUACUCUGUGUGCAACACACACACCCAUGGACGUGCAUCUUCCCAACCCUUCCCAGACAGCUUUCUUCUCCCUCCCUAGAAGUCAGGGAAGAAGGAGGUGCAGGCAGUGUCUCAGUCCAUAUAGGUCUCUACUGUGCUGUGUGUAGUUCCAUUUCCAGGCCCCUGCCGUGCCCCCCCCCCACCCCCCCCCGCUGUGUUUUGGAACUAGAAUGACCCUUAGUGUGCCUGUAUCAAUGGCUGGCCCUUCCCCCAGCGCCAGAUUUGGCCAAAAGCACAUGUGAGCUAAGUGGGUUGUGGCAGUAGCUUUGGCCUACCCACUCCCCUACACCUGGGCUUUGGUGGCCCCAUUGCCAUGCAGGAGGGAAAUAUGGGGCUUCUUGACCAGAUACAAGGAUUGAAGCAGGUGGCAAGGCAGAGGGCUGUCUGUGGGGAGGAAUCACUGUGCAAGCAGUGAGGAUUGAACCCCCUCUUGCAGUAUGCCUCCAGAAUAGGUUUGGGGCAGCAGCUAAAUGGCGCAAGCUGGGACAGGGAGAUGUCUUUAGGAACAGGAACUGAUACGUGGUAAGGAGUGCUUCCAUCUGCAGCUCAUUCAGCCCUGGCCAUUUUGCUGAGGCUAUAGGCUGGAAGAGUCUAGCUUGUGCCCUCUCAGGACUCCUGGAAUUCUAAAUUUGGAUAUACCCAAAGGCUAAGCAUAUCUAAGAAAACAGUUCUGAAUUGCCAGAUUUCCCCAAAAGCUCCUUGCAGGCAUGAGGAGGGGCAAGAAGCAGUGUAGUCUUCCACUCCAGGAGUAGCAGUCAAGGAGUGGGGGUAGAGGGCAGUCAUGCAGCCUUCUCGGCAGAGGGAGGCAAGAGAUGGGCAACAGCUAGGGCUCUCAAGAAAUGGCAGCAGCCAAGGAAUGGGGAUACUUGCUCUACAGGUGACUGCAGGGGCAAGUGCUCUUGCUCCAGUUGGUACCUCUUAUUUUGGGGAGGGGUGAAUUGUGGGUAGGAGCAGUUUGGAGAGAGUUUGCAGCUAAGGUAGGUAGGUCCUAGAGGAACAUGGGGGGGAAGGAGGGUCCGGGCUGGGCCUGGGGUGUGCUUCUAUCACGGUGGGGGACAUCAAGCUGGGGUUUCUUGGGCAAGGAAACAUCUUCUGGGCAGAAGGAGAGAGCCUGUUUCUGAGGGGUGGGGUGGGAGUGACACAGAGCACCUGCUGCUUUUGCCCUUCCUAGCUUGUGUCCUGAGACCAUGCUUGGCUGCAGUGGCUUUUUGCUGGGAACUGCCUGUCCUAAGUCAGUUUCUUAACACUUAGGAGGAGGCUGUGUGUGUGUGUGUUGAGGGGGGUGGCGGGGUAGAGUGGCUGUCAUAUGCCCCUCUGUCUGUCUUUCACUCAGAUGUGGCAUUGACCAGGUUGGAUGCUCCCUGCUGUGGAGAAAGGGCCAGGUGCUGAGGCUGGGUUUGUCUGAGAUCUGGGCUGAUACCAAUAACUCCUUUCAUGCAGCAGUUUGAGCAGCAUGAUGGAUUGGUUCUGCUAGUGGGAUGGGGCUGGUGAUCAGAAGAAAUCUAGUGCUUCAGGCCCCUGUCAGCAGGCAGACAGUAGGCCCAGGCAGUUUCCAGAAGUCCUAGGACUAGCUGGAAAAGCGGGAGACAGAUGCAAAGUGCUGUUGGCUCCUUACCAUUUUGUGCCAUGUUAUUUAGGAUUUUCUUUAAAGCCCCAGCUCCUGGAGUCGGGUAACCAGGUGUAGUUUCUAGCUGUUGUGACUGGGAAGUAAAAUCUGGCAGUUGCCCUGGGUGCAGCUUACUUGAUCAAACUCAGAAGACAAUGAAAAAGAAACCCAUUCCUUCCAUAUAUUUUAAUAUACAUGAUUUUGAUUGCCUUGGGUGGGUGGAGGCAGAUGUGUCUGUAUCUGUGACUCUGGCUCCUUUUGGACCCUACACCCCGCUCUCCUUGUGCAGUGACCCAGGGCCCCUGCACUGUGAGCCUUGGGAACUUUGACCUGUAACUUUAAGCACGUGCAAUGCUGGGCAUGACGUUAGGAUCCAUUUGUGAGCCCUUAUGGGGAGAAGCAUGGCAAGAAGAGUAUUUGUCCUAGGGCUCAGAGACCUAGUUAGGGGGUGCCUAGUAAGAGAGCAAUCCAUUUUGCCAUUGGGCUUGAAAGAAGAGGGUGAGUAUUAAUGUACCUUCCAAGAAUCCAUAACCUGCCUGCGGCCCCUCUGAGCCCUGAUGUCAAGUUGAAUGAGGGUACAGUGGGGUAUUCUCUUUUUAGCUUGUUGUACAAGGACCUGGAGGUUGAGUAAUGCCACAAGCCUAGAAGCUGCUGCUGCUUCCGUGCUGUAUCUGUACAGGGCAUUUUCAUGGAAGGAAAGAGGUAGCCAUCAGGCUAGUGCCCACUCUUUAACAUGCUGCUGCCCCAAGUGAGAACUGUGCCAGGACACUAUGAAGAAACCUCUGGAGGGGCUCUUUGGCUGUUGCUUAAAGCUCUCUAAAGAGGCACUGGGAGCAAGCCCCUGCCCUUGCCCCUGCUUCUCUCUCUCUCCUGUUGGUGCCUGGGGCCUGUGUGUGACUCUGCCCUCCGCCUGGUGCUGGGUUAUUCAGAGGCUGCCUUACAGCAGUGGGAGUGGGGAUCAUCUCUGCCAUGGCACUUCUGCAUUUGGACCUGGGGCUUCUCAUUGAUGUUGUGAACUAAUUUACCUCUGAUUAAAGGCAGACAGACCUGAA